GUCUCACGUUACAGUAAGGCGUCACGCAUCCUAGAUAAUCCUACUACUAGCAUGAGUACAGUGGACUCGACCGUCGAAGGAGAACAGGAAGAGCCACAGAAUGCUCUGACAAAGAAAUUCACUGAAGCAGAGUGGGCAGCACUGAAAGGAUUCCGUAGCAUUCUACCCAGCGUUAUUGCAGAAGGAUACCGUGAUGAUCCUGACAGGACUGACGCCGAUACGAAACCCGUCAAGCUAUGGGGCGUCGAUAUAGAUCCUUCUAACCCGAUAGACGCUCGUGUCAGUGUCGUCCUCAUGAAGUUCUUACGAGCAAGGAAUCUUAGCAUACCUGAGGCUAAAGAUAUGUUGGUUUCGACCUUGCGCUGGCGUGAGUCUUUCAAGGUGGAAGAGGCACUCCAGGAGGAGUUCCCCGAAGAUAUCUUCGGACAGCUUGGAUAUAUAUACGGGCAUGACAAAGAGGGACGGCCUGUUGUAUACAACCUGUAUGGCGCAAACAAGGACCUCGACGCUGUUUUCGGCGACGUGAACCGUUUUUUGCGAUGGCGCGUCGCCUUUAUGGAAAAGAGUAUCGCUCUCCUCGAUUUCGAGACUAUCGACCAGAUGGUCCAAAUUCAUGAUUACGAUGGCGUAGGCUUUUCAAGCCGCACCCCGAAUUCCAAGAAUGCCGCUUCCGAAGCCUCGAGCAUCUUCCAGGGACACUACCCCGAGCUUUUGUCACGAAAAUUCUUCAUCAACGUCCCAAGCUUCCUCUCGUGGGUUUUCUGGAUAUUCAAGCCACUCAUAUCGUCUGCGACCUUGGCCAAAAUGUCGGUCGUUGGCAGCGGGAAACGCGCCAUCGGACAAGCACUGCUGCCGGUCAUUGACGCAGACCAACUUCCGAAACGAUAUGGGGGAGAGGCAGAUGCCUUUUAGUGCAAUGGUUGUUAAUUAGUCGCUAGUUUUCUUGUAAUGAUCGACAUGACCGUAAGGUGUCAAUCACAUUCAAUUAAUAUACCCAAUUAGACUACGUGCUCACCGUUCCUGACAUGCUCUAUGAAAUGAAAUGCUUUUUUUGUACUGCAAA
Messenger RNA from Serpula lacrymans var. lacrymans S7.9, 1063 nucleotides. RefSeq lists its product as uncharacterized. Gene Ontology annotation, molecular function: phosphatidylinositol transfer activity. The record is from RefSeq and is a predicted model, not a curated record. Lineage: Eukaryota; Fungi; Basidiomycota; Agaricomycetes; Boletales; Serpulaceae. Bases 52 to 912 code for a protein of 286 amino acids. The transcript is spliced from 7 exons. Gene Ontology annotation, biological process: Golgi to plasma membrane protein transport; regulation of exocytosis. Gene Ontology annotation, cellular component: cytosol; plasma membrane; cortical endoplasmic reticulum.